Messenger RNA from Oncorhynchus nerka (sockeye salmon), 2424 nucleotides. Its product is annotated as hypermethylated in cancer 1 protein-like. Gene Ontology annotation, cellular component: nucleus. The coding region runs from base 164 to 1780 and encodes 538 amino acids. Gene Ontology annotation, molecular function: DNA-binding transcription factor activity, RNA polymerase II-specific; RNA polymerase II transcription regulatory region sequence-specific DNA binding. The transcript is spliced from 3 exons. Lineage: Eukaryota; Metazoa; Chordata; Actinopteri; Salmoniformes; Salmonidae. Gene Ontology annotation, biological process: regulation of transcription by RNA polymerase II; embryo development; urogenital system development. The record is from RefSeq and is a predicted model, not a curated record.
ACAAAGAAGACCAAGAACCAUUUCCACGUCAGCUUUUUUAUUGUUAUUUAGACGUUCAUUAACAUCCUGGAACUCAUACUUAAACCAUGUAGUCUUUAAUUCACGUUUGAUACAAGACUUGGUUUAUAGAUGUUAUCGAGGUAAAGAUAGCUAGCUGCUAACAAUGGCUAACUGUGUGGGUUUUCACACUCAAAUAGCCUCCAUCAUGGAAGUACUAGCGAAUGCUGCCGUGGCAGAGAUCUGUAAACUCGUAGACGACGACUAUGCAGUGUUUCGUUUGGAAGUAACUCAAAGCCAAAAAGAAAACAGGGGAUUGCGGAGGAAACUACAGCAACUGGAAUUGAAGGUGUCACGGGAGCGCGCAGAGAGGACAAUGCGAGAGCGCGUCCUCGCCAGUCGUCCCAGUAGUGUCAAGAUCCUCGACCGAUACAGAGGAAUGGCAAGAGGUGAAGGACAUCUCACUGGAGGGCACAGGAGCUUUGUGAAGCCAGCGGGACACAAUACAUGGAGAGAUGACCAACCAAUCAAUGUUGAUGAGGGGAGUGGAACCUCAACCCAGAACAUUAUCAUGAUAGAGCCUGCAGAUGCAGAGGCUGCAGAUCCUGGGGUCAAGCAGGAGAGGUCUGAAGGAGAGGAGGACCCACGGCACAGCAGAGACAACCCGACUGGUGCGGCAGGUGAUCCCCCUGUAGCCACAGAGGACACCGCCCCAGCGCUGCUCAGGUCCCAACGCAGCAUUACGGAGGUCAGUGGAAUGCCGAACACCGUCCUCAAGUCAGAGACCGACACAGAGACUUUAACUGUAACACACAGGCUCUUACACACAGAAUCUGACCACAGAUCAGACCCAGAGAGACAGGGCCUGGGGAGACUGGGCUGUCCUCCUGCCCCUGGCUCGGAGUAUUUACCGGUAUUUCAUCAGAGCCACAGGAUGGUUCAUACCCGUGGGGAUGGCUAUGGUGAUGAGUUAAACAUUGGUGGUGAUGAUCCCUCUUGUUCUUAUGCUACAGAGAUGGACCCUGGCAACAUGCCCUUGGGUUUAGAGAUACAGACUGAUCUGUCUAGAGGGGACUGGAACCGGUACAGCAGUAGUGUACACUCUGAAGGCUGCCUAGAUAAGAAAGAAGAGGUUAUAGUCGUAGAUGAAGUGACUGUGAAAGUGGAGGGUGACGUUCCUCCCACAUGGAAUGCAGAAAGUCACCUCGUAGAGGGACACUCACAGGGCAGAGAUUUCUUAGAUUACAGGGGAAGCUUCGAGACAAAUCUAAAUAUCGCCACCCCCUCUUUACAUGCGUUCAGGGAUCUAGACCCAGUGUCCGCGUCGAUGGGGCCUUCCGAUUCACAUGGAAGCGUCCGUUUCGAUCAGGUAUUUAACUCAAACGACAGGGCUAAAGCCCUGGCUCCGGGAGGGGGAGCCACAUCAGGCAAUGUUAAAGAGAAACGGUUCCUCUGCAUGUUCUGUAACAAAGGCUUCAGCUGCCCCCAGAAGGUGGAGAUCCACCAGAGGGUCCACACAGGGGUGAAAUGCUUCAGUUGUACCCAGUGUCAGAUGCGCUUUGUCCAGGCUGGUGACCUGAAGAGGCACCAGAGAGUCCACACAGGGGAGAAACCCUACAGCUGCCCACAAUGUGAGAAGAGGUUCUCCCGCCAGGACCACCUGAAGAUGCACAUGAAGGUCCACACAGGAGAGAGGCCGUUCGCCUGUACGCACUGCGGGAAGAGGUUCUCAGAAAGGAGAUGCCUCAGGAUACACCAGCAGAAAAACCAUUCCACUCUAUAACAUAGAAAGGAACCAUUCCGCUCGAUAGCUUCUCACAUUUAGAUCAAACCCUGCAUUAAAGACAAAGAUGUCAUUUUCAUUGUUGUCAGCAGAAUGGAUCCACAGAUGAAUUUGGAAUAACGAGAAAAACAGAUUUCAGUGUUGAAUAUUCCUGGAUAGAAUAUGCAUCCAGACAUUGUGUGAUAUACACUACCGCUCAAAAGUUUGGGGUCACUUAGAAAUGUCCUUGUUUUUGAAAGAAAAGCAAAACAAAUUGUCCAUUAAAAUAACAUCAAAUUGAGCAGAAAUACAGUGUAGACAUUGUUAAUGUUGUAAAUGACUAUUGUACCUGGAAACCGUUGAUAAAAUUUAAAAAAAUGGAAUAUCUACAUAGGCAUACAAAGGCCCAUUAUCAGCAACCAUCACUCCUGUCAUUCUUAGACUAGUUGAAUAUCUGGAGCAUCAGCGUUUGUGGUUUCGAUUACAGGCUCAAAAUGGCCUGAAACAAAGGAUUUUCUUGUGAAACUCGUCAGUGUAUUCUUAUGAGAAAUGAAGGCUAUUCCAUGCAAUAAAUUGCCAAUGAACUGAAGAUCUCGUACAACGCUGUGUACUACUCCCUUCACAGAACAGCGCAAACUGUCUCUAACCAGAAUAGAAAGAGGAGU